Messenger RNA from Gongylonema pulchrum, 648 nucleotides. The record is from the annotation of a GenBank genome assembly. NCBI's taxonomy places the organism in Eukaryota, Metazoa, Nematoda, Chromadorea, Rhabditida, Gongylonematidae.
AUGAAAUUCAGUACGACUGUUUUUGCGAGUCGUUUUGGUUACUGUUAUUUUUUUGUGCCAAGAGGUCACGAUAUCAUGCUUGCUUAUAAGCAGUACCAGAAAAAAGCUUCAACAGCUCUGGCAGCCAGUGAAAGCAACUUCCGAAAAUGCAACUCGGAUUCAUUUGUCAUUGCGCCUUCACCUGUCCUUGAGGCUAUGUAUCAGGCAAAUGUUGUCGCAUUGAGUCCAUUCACCGAGGGCGCGUAUGAUUUUGCCAAAUAUAACGCAAAAAUGCGAAAGGUUGACCCUGUGAAAUAUUCUGGUUACGGAUGUACUCUAGAAAACAAUGAUUACGAACCGAAUUGGACUUUGGCACAUUGCUAUAAUGGUAUAUUAGAUAUCGGAGUGGUUCUUCAACUAUCCAUUUACUUGACUAGUGCCUCAUUGUCUGUUGGUCAACUUGCUGAUGAUCUUGACGAUCGUUUCAUCUCCUGUAGCGUUUUCCAGCUCUUUCAUUUUCAAGCAUUUGGUAGUUUUGCGGUUCCGGAAUGUAACUUUUGUUUGUUAUGGAUUAUUUCGUUUCAAGCGACACCAUUCCUAGGCCAUGAUGAGAUUUUUUUAUGUUUGCGGCGAAUGUGGACAUAUCUACUGGGAUGGCUGUCAUAUUAG